Molecule: messenger RNA, 1017 nt
Organism: Colletes gigas
Lineage: Eukaryota; Metazoa; Arthropoda; Insecta; Hymenoptera; Colletidae
Exons: 2
Coding region: 1-1017 (338 amino acids)
Molecular function (GO): nucleic acid binding; RNA-DNA hybrid ribonuclease activity
Source: RefSeq, a predicted model, not a curated record
AUGGUUUGGAGACGGCACAUCUUAAGCAAACUCCAUGAAAUGGGAAUCGGUGGCAACAUGUGCCAUUUCGUCAAAAACUUCAUCAACAAUAGAAAUAUUCAAGUCCGUUUCAACAAUAGUCUGUCACAAAAAACCUUAAUAGAAAAUGGUGUAUCACAAGUGUCCGUCCUUAACGUCGCGUUAUUCCUAAUACCUAUUAACGACGCCUGCUGUAUUACCAAACCUCCUGUUAUUACAAGAGUACUUGCUGACGACAUCACCAUUCUAUGUAAAGGAAAAUCCAUUAACACCACGCAACAGCUCAUCCAACAAGCUCUUAACAAACUCCACAACUGGCCGCCAUAUCCACCAAUCCAAUUAUCUACGAAGACUACUUCCCUAGGAAUAAACGAAAUACAAACUACCAACUGCACAACUCUCCCCUCCACCACAGAAUUCAAAUAUACCUCGACGAACUUCAAUUCAAGCUACCGGCCAUGGAAAAAAACAGACCCCAUAAAAUACCUCUUAUCACUCACAAAGAACAAAAAGGACGAGCUAAACGUAAAUGAGUGGAAAGAACUAUUCUCCACCUUGUGCAAAGUUUAUACUAACUUCACCCACGUCUACACCGACGGGUCGAAGGACAAAAUGGGUAGAACAGGAGCGACCGUAGUCAUGCAAAAUAAAACAGCUAAAUACGGCUUAAACCCCAUCAACAGUAUACACACAGCUGAAGCAUACGCACUUCUCUCGGCUCUGAAUCUUAUAGACAGUUCUCCUGAACCUAAAUUUAUCAUUUUCUCCGACUCCCUUUCCUCCAUUGUGAAAAUACAAAACACGAAACAAACCACCGAAAUUUAUACCGAAAUCCAUGAAACCUACUAUCAACUGGUCAAAUCCAACAAAACAAUAACAAUAGCAUGGAUUCCAUCUCACAAGGACAUAUUUGGAAAUGAAAUGGCCGACCUGGAAACGAAAAUUGCAUCAACCCAACAACAACCAACCGAUACUCAACACGUUCGCAGAUAUCAAUAG